Molecule: messenger RNA, 1307 nt
Organism: Lolium perenne
Lineage: Eukaryota; Viridiplantae; Streptophyta; Magnoliopsida; Poales; Poaceae
Source: RefSeq, a predicted model, not a curated record
AUGGAUCAAAGCCAAACGGAAACAACGAACGUGGGCCAGGCCCAUAUACGUUUCCUGGGUGUGCGGCAACUCAUUAACAAGGUUACAUCGUUUUGCAAAUACCACAGGUGGGCCAACUGGGAGUUUCACGUGGGCUUUGACAUGCGCGCCGGCACAGUCAUCUCACUGGCUUCCAUCCACGACGCCGAGGCCGGCGCACGGCGGAGGGUUCUCUACCGCGGGUUCGUGUCGGAGGUCUUCGUGCCGUACAGGCCCGUCGAGAACAAGAACAUGAUCUGCGUAUUCGAGCGGUACGCCGGCGACGUCGCGUGGCGCCACACCGAGGCCGGCUUCCCCGACCGACUGAUCACGGAGGUCCGGCCUGACGUGAGCUUGGUUGUGAGGAUGGUGGUGUCGUGCGGAAACUACGACUACAUAUUGGACUGGGAGUUCAAGACGAGCGGCUCCAUCAAAUUCGUGGUAUCUCUGACAGGUCUCCUAGAGGUGAAGGGGACGGACUACACGCACGCCGACCAGAUCAGGCAGGACGCGCACGGCACGCUGGUGGCGGAGAACACCCUCGCCGUCUACCACGACCACUACGUCACUUACCAUCUCGACCUCGACGUCGACGGCACCAACAACUCUUUCGUCAAGAACAUGAUCACCACGAGGCACAACACCGCCGGCACGCCACGGAAAAGCUACUGGACGGUGCGCCGGGAGGUGGCCGAGACAGAGGCGGAUGCGCAGGUGGACGUGAACGCGGCGCCCGCGGAUCUGCUGAUCGUGAACCCGAACAGGAGGACGAGGAUGGGCAACGAGGUCGGGUACCGUGUCGUCCCGGGCGGCGCAACGGCGGCGGCGGUGCUGGACGACGACGACUACCCGCAGCGGCGAGCGAGCUAUAGCAAGAAGCAGCUGUGGGUGACGCCGUACAACAGGGACGAGAAGUGGGCGCCCGGGCUGUACGCUGACCAGAGCACCGGCGACGACGGCCUGGCCCCCUGGAGCGGGAGGGACAGGGGGAUACAGAACGAGGACAUCGUGCUGUGGUACACGGUGGGCAUCCACCACAUACCGUACCAGGAUGAUUUCCCGGUGAUGCCGACGGUGAGCGGCGGGUUCGAGCUCCGGCCGGCAAACUUCUUCGAGCGGAACCCGUUGCUCAAAACAAGACCCCCCAUGCGUCACCAGCUGCCUUUCCCUAACUGCUCAUGCGCCGGUGAUUCCAGCUGAUGCACGCGCGGGAACCGUGCGAACCCAGAUUAAUUAGCACCGAGCGAACAACAAACUGAUUUCCCCAAGCCGUGGAUGUGGCAAUCAGA